Drosophila willistoni is the source of this 1179-nucleotide messenger RNA. Its product is annotated as phosducin-like protein. The coding region runs from base 83 to 928 and encodes 281 amino acids. The record is from RefSeq and is a predicted model, not a curated record. Gene Ontology annotation, biological process: regulation of G protein-coupled receptor signaling pathway. The transcript is spliced from 2 exons. Lineage: Eukaryota; Metazoa; Arthropoda; Insecta; Diptera; Drosophilidae.
CAUCGGUCUUCGAUAGACGCGUCUCUGAUUCGGCUCAUCGACUCUAAUUAAACAAACACUAAUUAAGUUAUAAUUAAUAAAAAUGGCUACUUUGGAGGAUAAAUUGUUGGGCGAAAAGCUAGAGUAUUAUUGCAGCAGCAGUGAGGGCGAAGAUAAUGCCGAGGGCGAUGAUGCUGACGAGAAGGGUGGCCGUUCCAGUAGUAGCAAGGGCAAGGGAGACCUUACCAUCAAUACCGACCCCGAUGCGACUCCCGCAGGUGGCUUUACCAGCCGACAACAGGGCUCCACCAAUACGGGACCCAAAGGUGUUGUCAAGGAUUGGCAGCGUUUCAAGCAACUGGAAAAUGAGCGUCGCGAUGAAACAGAACGACAACGCAUUGCUUUGGCCAAGAAGCUUAGCAUGACCACAGCUACAGCGGCCGAAGAUGAAGAGCGCAAGCGUCAGGAGGAACUGGAUGCCGAAUUCGCUGAACUGAUGAGUGAGGACUUCCUUCAACAGUACCAAAAGCAACGCAUGGCCGAAAUGCUGCGUCAAACAGGACACAAUCAACAGUUUGGCAAAGUGCAACAGUUGACCAGUCAUGAGGAGUUCUUAGAGUGCAUCGAGCAGGAGAAUAAACACACCACAAUCAUUAUUCACAUUUACGAAAGAAACCUCUCCGCUUGCUCAACUCUUAACAAAUGCCUAGACAGUUUGGCCCAGGAUUAUCCCUCUAUAAAGUUUGCCAAAAUUUGCAGUUCUGUUGCCGGAAUGAGCCGGGAUUUUCGUACCAAGGGCUUGCCCGCUCUCUUGGUAUACAAAGCACAGGCUGUUAUUGGCAAUUUUGUGCGUUUAACUGAUGAUCUUAGUGACGAUUUCUUUGCCUCCGAUGUGGAAAGCUUUCUCAUCGAACAUGGAAUCUUAGUAGAUAGGGCCUUAUAUAGUUAAUUGGUUGUGGUUGUGUGUGAUCCCCUAAAGAUCAAGCCACCUUCUCAAAUAUGACCAAAUAUGUGUUCUGUAUGUGUGUGUCUGUGUGUAUUCUGAGUUAAGUACUUAACCGUAGAAUAAGUUGAAUAUAUAUAACCUUUUAUAUAGCUAUAAUUAAUCCAAGAGUAUUUAAGAUUGCUUGGCUAUGAAUGCAUUAUGGAGCUUCAAUAUCAUGACCUUAUGAAAAAAUAAAAGGCAUUCAAAAACUUAAA